AUGACUUUUCCCAAUCGCAUCAACUACUGUCUGCGCUCGCGAGAGCCCUCUCGGCAACCCGAGCACCAGUUGACAGCUAGUGACGAUCCACGUCCUGCGCACGGGACUCCGAUUCCAGCAGCUUCCGAUCUCGUGACACGAGACGACAACGACAAUGUCGACGAUAAGGCGUCACCGACGUCACUUCACAAUCAUGCGCUGCUGCCGCUCACGCACAAGUUGAUGGCCAUGAUCUCGCAGCCUGCCACGCUCCUUGCCGCAUUAGUAGCCAACUGCGACCAACGGACGUCCCGGCAAGUCUUGUGGGCCAAAGCGACGGCGUACCAACACGCACAGCUCCAGGGGCUCUGCACGUCGUGGUACCGUAUCAUGGAGGACAUUGACCAGUACGAGCUCAGCGCCACGGACUUGAUGGUCCUGAAGGCCGUGCUGUACUAUUGGCGCAUGUGGCAGUUUGUCUGCACCACGUGCAUUGACGCCGUGGCUUCGAUCGAAGCGUCUGCCACGAGCCACUUGUCUCGACCACAGGUACACCCGUCCACGACGUGGGUCUCGCUCCUCCAAAAGCGACGAACAGCGUCUAUCUCUCCCCCGCUCGAGGACAAGUGCUCGGACGCGCUGUCCCAAGGUAUGGUCUUGUCCGGCUCGGGGCUGUCAAAGCGCUCGCGGAUCACCAAGAAGAGCAACGAGUUCCUCGUCGCGUGGUUCCUCGCGCACAAGGACAACCCGUACCCGUCGCCCGACGAGCGCGUGGACAUUGCGACCCGCACAGGACUCGCCGAGCAGCAAGUGCGCAACUGGUUUGCCAACAUGCGCAAGCGUCACUGGAAACCCAAUCGCGCGAACGCCAAGAAGCCGCGCUGUCUAUUGGACUACGUCUUGCGUCAGUCCGAGUCCACUCACUGUGUGUAG
Messenger RNA from Hyaloperonospora brassicae, 912 nucleotides. Lineage: Eukaryota; Oomycota; Peronosporomycetes; Peronosporales; Peronosporaceae. The record is from the annotation of a GenBank genome assembly.